AAAGAACAAAACCCCUAGAACGUGCUGAAAAUGUCCCGGUUAGCAAACAGCGCUGGCGAUUGGGCGGACGACGAAGAGUUCGACGAAGCCGCCUCCCUCCCCCCACAGCAGGUUAUUUCCAACAAAGAUGGCACGAAGACUGUGAUAACGUACAGAUUCAAUGAUGAUGGCAAGAAGGUCAAGACUACCCGGCGGAUUCGCACAACCGUGGUCAAAGAGCACGUAAAUCCUCGCGUCGCGGAGCGCAAAGCGUGGGCGAAGUUCGGCCUCGAGAAGGGCCAUGCUCCUGGUCCGUCUCUCGACACCACAUCGGUGGGAGAGAAUAUUAUAUUCAGGCCCUCGGUGAACUGGAAAGCUCAGGCUAAGGAGGUGGAGAAGGCUGGUGGCGAGAAGGGCGGUUUGAAGGAUCAGCUCAAGGAUAAGAAGGUGAAAUGUCGUAUUUGUAGUGGAGAGCAUUUCACGGCCAGAUGUCCCUUCAAGGAUACCAUGGCGCCAGUUGAUGAGCCUACUGGUCCGACUGGUGGCGAUAAUGAAGAUGAAGAACGGCCCGCGGGCGCUUUGGGCAGUGGUGCGACCGCUUAUGUCCCUCCUGCGCUUAGAAAGGGUGGUUCUGGUGGAGAGAAGAUGGCCGGUAGAUAUGAGAGGGAUGAGCUGGCGACACUGCGUGUCACAAAUGUCAGCGAACUCGCUGAAGAAGGAGAGCUUCGUGAUAUGUUUGGCAGAUUCGGCCAUGUUACAAGAGUUUUCCUUGCCAAGGAUAAAGAAACCAAUAUGGCUAAGGGCUUUGCCUUUAUCAGUUUUGCUGAUAGAGCGGAUGCUGCUCGAGCUUGCGAAAAGAUGGACGGCUUUGGCUAUCGACAUUUAAUUCUCCGAGUCGAGUUCGCAAAGAAGACGACAUGAUUGUUCUUAUGAUUUUAGCCUAUUCACGUCUCUUAACGGGUCUUCGUUUACCUCUGUGUUUCCCAUUAUUCUCUCUAAACUAGCUUACUUAGCUGGCGCCUGUUUUUCAGCUCACCAAAAUUUGUUCUCAUGCUUAUGGCCAGAAAUUGUCG
Coccidioides posadasii C735 delta SOWgp is the source of this 1052-nucleotide messenger RNA. RefSeq names its product translation initiation factor eIF3 subunit g. NCBI's taxonomy places the organism in Eukaryota, Fungi, Ascomycota, Eurotiomycetes, Onygenales, Onygenaceae. Gene Ontology annotation, cellular component: cytoplasm; eukaryotic translation initiation factor 3 complex. Gene Ontology annotation, molecular function: translation initiation factor activity; RNA binding. The record is from RefSeq and is a predicted model, not a curated record.